This is a messenger RNA of Anarrhichthys ocellatus (wolf-eel), 3122 nucleotides long. Its product is annotated as homeobox protein Hox-B5a-like. Lineage: Eukaryota; Metazoa; Chordata; Actinopteri; Perciformes; Anarhichadidae. The transcript has 2 exons. Bases 232 to 1167 code for a protein of 311 amino acids. Gene Ontology annotation, molecular function: RNA polymerase II cis-regulatory region sequence-specific DNA binding; DNA-binding transcription factor activity, RNA polymerase II-specific. Gene Ontology annotation, cellular component: nucleus. Gene Ontology annotation, biological process: regulation of transcription by RNA polymerase II; anterior/posterior pattern specification. The record is from RefSeq and is a predicted model, not a curated record.
CAUACCCCUCAAUCCAGAACAAACACACACACAUACACACACCACCGCCACCCCACCCCCAUAUUUGGACGGCGCAUACAUAGCUAAAAACGAAGUACAGUGCUACGCCAUAAUUCACUAAUACAUCAUAAAUCGUUGAAAGUACCCGCGUUAUAACGACCAGGAGAAAUCUAACAAAUCAAGCGCCCCUUAGUCCUCGCUGUAAGCCUGCAACUCUCUAAAACAACCUAAAUGAGCUCUUACUUUGUAAACUCGUUCUCGGGGCGCUACCCAAAUGGCCCCGACUAUCAACUGCUAAAUUAUGGAGCCGGCAGCGGCGCAAUGAACGGCGGGACGUACAGGGACUCUUCCUCCGCCAACAUGCACCAUGCGACGGGCUCGUUCGGCUACAGCUACAAUGGCAUGGACCUGACCGUCAGCAACCGGGGAGGGGGGAGCGGUGGCGGAGCCGCCAACACCGGAGGACACUUCGGGGGCGGCUCGGUCGUCGGGGACUCCCGGGGCUUCGGCUCCCCAGCCCCGGAGACGGGCUUCCGACAGACGUCCAGCUGCUCCCUCGCGUCUGCGGCGGAUUCUCUGCUGUCACCCGGCAGCGGAGACGCCAAACUGGGCGCCCAGAGCUCGUCUCCCCGCUCGGAGCAACCAGGAAGCGGUAAUCUCAGCUCUCCAAACCUGUCCUCCACCUCCUCCUCCGGCUGCGGCGGCGGAGGAAGCACGGCGCAGCAUUUCACGGAGCUGGACGACGCCUCGCCUGACACCGAGGAGUUGCAGCACAACCUGCCGCCCAGGACCGGGCACCCGCAACGCGGGCAAAGGCAAGAGGGCGGCCCGGUGGGAUCAGCCGCCGCCGGCACGACGGGCAGCGACGCUCAACCACCACAGAUAUUCCCCUGGAUGAGAAAGCUGCACAUUAGCCAUGAUAUGACAGGCCCGGACGGGAAGCGGGCGCGCACGGCGUACACCCGCUACCAGACGCUCGAGCUGGAGAAGGAGUUCCACUUCAACCGGUACCUCACAAGGCGGCGGCGCAUCGAGAUCGCCCACGCGCUCUGCCUCACGGAGCGCCAGAUCAAGAUCUGGUUCCAGAACCGGCGGAUGAAGUGGAAGAAGGACAACAAGCUGAAGAGCAUGAGCCUGGCCACCGCCGGCAGCGCCUUCCAACCCUAAGAAAUGAAAUUUCAAAAAAAUGAAAAAGAAAUCCAUGCGUCCAUCUCUUUGGAGAGGGUUUAACUACCAUGUACAGGCUUCUUCCCAGGAGGGAAAAUACAGACAAAACAGAAAGAUAGAACAUGGAGCAAAAGAAGACGGCGAUGAAGAAACAUAUGUACAAAUAUAGAUCUAGAUUAAAAAAAGAAACACUUCCUUUCUAUCAACGGAGUACUGUACAGCAACGCAGCACUUUUUAUUUGUUCGGCAUGUUGGUGUUUUAGGGCAACGUAAAUAAAAACUGUGGUACUUGCUCUUGUAAAAAAAAAAUCUAAAAAAAACCCCGUAGUGUUCCUGUAUGUUGUUUUAAAAAAUAUAUAUGUCCGGAGCAGAGGAGUCGAGAUAAGGGAAGGAUGAAUAAUGCUACCUAACUAUAUACGUUUCUACUUACGUCCUACCUUGCAACAUUGCUACCUGUUGUUUGAUGUCUGAAUAUCGUUUUAUGUGCCACGUGCGAUGUUUUAUAUUUGACAAAGUGCUUUCUUGAUGUUAACAUGUGAGCUCGUAUUGUAAGUUCAGCCAGUGUGUAGCCUUCACCCUUCCUCUAUAUGUCUGUCUCUCUGUUCCUCGCCAUUCAAAUCUGCUCCUGUUUCUUAUUUGGGAAGCAGGUGUGUGUGUGUGUGUGUGUGUGUGUGUGUGUGUGUGUGUGUGUGUGUGUGUGUAUGUGUAAACAAACAGCCCUGCUAACAUCUCUGUAUCAUGUUGUGUAAAGCUAUAUUAUUCAAAAAAUAGUGUAAAUGUAUAUUAUUGUUAUUAUUGUUGUAAUUAUUGGAUACAUGUUUCAGAAAGGAUGUACAUAGAUAUAUAUUGUCAUUUUCUAAAAUGUGACCAAUUGGCUGUUCCAGUUGCAAUGUGUGUGAGUGAGUGAGUGUGUGUGCGUGCGUGCAUGUGAGGGAAAUGGCUACUGUCCUGUGAGGCAUGUGAGCUUUCUGCCAAUGAGCUUUUUGUAUUUUGUUUGUAACUUGGAGUAAAAACAACAACAACAAUAAAGUUGCCCAUACUCGUCAAUACCAGACGGACUCGAUCAGCUGCUCGUCUGUAGCCAAACUGCACGCACAAAUGGCUUCGUUUUUACACGAGCCAAAAGGGUUUAGGUUUAAGUAUUUGGGUUCAGCUGGAGCAAUGUGCUCGUCCCAAAAAAAUUCAUUUAGAAAAAUCAAUCAGGAGUAUUUGUGCUAGUUUCCGUUAUGUAUUUAUUGUGAAUAAUAUAUUUUAUUAGUAAAUCUGUGCCCGCUGCCAAACUCUCAGGUCGUUUUAUUGCGUCUCGCUGAGAAAUAGCCCAGGAAAGUGUGGAUUUAGCCCUGAAUGGGUCUGGACAAACCAAACCGAGUCCUAUUCUUCUUCUGUACAUCUAACAUCUCAUGCGCAUUUCUGAGCCUGGUCUUGUGCAAAAGCUCAACUCUCAGUUUUCAAUUUUACCAAAUUAUUCAAGCUAGAGGAGAAACCAAACUGCGUCGUGCGUAAAGACGCACCGCGCCAAACAUUCGUCCGGAGGCCCCGCAAGCCUGUUUUUUCCAGGCCUGGUUUUAACCCUGAACGCCACAUUUCCAAGGCAACAACCUCCUAGACAUCAGCAGCAUCACAGCGUCCUGCUCGACAAUCACUAAACAAGCUGCAUAAAAUACACACGCAUACACACAGAAAACACACAAGCCAAUCUCCAUCCCUGCUGAACAAGUCUGACAAGACAACAAACUGCCCGCGGUAGACAAAUUGGUCACUUUUCUCGAAACAGCCUCCCUUUCCGUCCUAUAACGGAGGUCACUCCCGGCCAAAUUAGGUUACCGUCUCCGCCUUCCAACUGUAAACAACCAACUGAACUUUUAAACUCACCGACUGAUGCCGCUUCAGCUUCCAUGCGCAUACACGGCUAUUUCUGAGCUGAUGGAGGGGAGGUGGCGUGGGGGGUACGAGAU